AUGGGAGAAAAAGAAUUAAAUUUGUUAAAGUCUUUCGAUAUUAUUUUUAUAUCAGAACAUUGGCUUUUAAAUAUUGAGAGUUUUUUGUUAAAUAACAUUGCAUUACUAACACACAAAGUUUUUUUUCAUGCGGCAGAAAAAAAUACACACGGUAGACCAUAUGGAGGAAAUGCUUUUAUGGUACGAAAAAAAUGGUCGUCUUUUUACAUAAUACAUGAAGAUGAAAACAUUCUUGCUAUUAAAGGCACACUUAACAAUCGUAACUUAAUUUUUAUUGGUGUUUACCUUUCAUCUUGUCGUAAUAAUAACGAAUCAUACGCAAAAUACUCUUCUCAGUUACAAACAAUCACUUCAAUAAUGAACAACUAUGAGGAUGAAGGAGAAUGUAUUAUUUCCGGAGACUUUCAGUCAUUUCCAUAUAAAAUAUAUGAUUCAGAGCUUCGUAAAAACAAAACUAGGAACAAUUUCUCAAAACAUCUCACUAAUUUUAUUGAAUCAAAUCAGCUCGCUUUUGUCGAUAUAAUCAACGGUGCUGGGCCUACUUAUACCUAUCAACAUAAAACUCUUUCUAAUUCUUCUUACAUUGACCAUAUUGCAUCCUAUAAACAGACAGAACUAUGUUUUACAAACUGUCAAGUUAUGCAAUCUUCACCGCUUAACCUUAGUGAUCACCUUCCGGUGUCUACGAAUAUUAACUUUGAAGGUACCGGCUUAUCACACGAAAUAAAUAAUAUAAUGCAAAAAUAUAAUUCAAUACCAAAACAUGCAUGGAAUAACGAAAGGUUUAUUGACUUUUAUAAUCUCAAUCUAUCAAAAGCAUUUACUAGUUACGCAUUUAAGGAAGAUAAAAUAGAAGAAGAAAUUCAAAAAACAUGCUUAUAUAUAAAAAAUGCAGCUCUCUUGGCAGUUAAACAAUGUUUCGGACAAAAAGAAUUUUAUAAGUACUCGAAACCUUGGUGGACACCUGAGCUUAAAAAAAUUAAAGAUAAUCUCUCCUUUCACUUUAGACAAUGGCAAAAAUCAGGCUAUAAUAAGUCAACAGAAUGUAUAUCCUACAAAAGAUUUAUUUAUUCCCGAAAAAACUUUCGUAAAGCUAACAAAAACGAAAUCGUCGAAGAAUUUAGUCAUCAUUUCCAAAAACUACUUAAUACACCGCAAUAUACAAAUAACGAGUUCAAUCCUCUCCAAAUUCCACAUUUAAGUAAAGAGCCUAAUUCAAAAGUUAUCUCGACAGCUGAUAUUGAAAAAUGUAUUUUAAAGCUUAAAAAUAAUAAAUCUUACGAUUGCUAUGAAAUCAGUGCCGAACAUCUUAAAAACUCUCACAACAAGAAUCUUCUUAUUUUACUUUCGUCGUUUUAUAACAAUAUGUUAACAAAUGGAAAGGUUCCACACGGUUUAUCAACCGCCAAAAUUAUCCCAUUAGUCAAGUCUUAUAAAACAUCACUAGAAAAUCCAAAUAACUAUCGAGGAAUCAGCAUUAUACCAAUUUUUACAAAACUUCUCGAAUAUCUUAUCAUACACAUAUGUCCAGAUAUAACAGAAAGUCACUCCCAUCAAUUCGGUUUUAAAGAAAACAGCUCUACCCUCCACGCAGAAUUUCUUCUGAGUGAAACAAUAAAGCACUAUAAUCAUAAUAACUCACCGCUAUAUAUAUGCAGUCUAGACGCCAACAAAGCUUUUGACAGUUGUAAUUGGGAAUUACUAUUCGAGAAACUCUAUUACCAGAAAAAAAUCCCAUUAUCUAUAGUUCAUACAAUAUUAUCACUAUAUCAAACAGGAACUUCUAAUAUAUCAUAUCUUGGAUGUACAUCAAACAAAUUUAGGCUGUCUCAGGGAGUGCGUCAAGGAUCCAUACUGUCGCCUCAUCUCUACAAUAUCUACACAGAGAACCUUCUAGAGAAAAUUGUUUCAGAAUCAAAAGUUGGAACUUCAAUAAAUGGUGUAUACACAGGUAUCAUUGCAUAUGCUGAUGAUAUAGUUUUACAAAGUUCCACUAUAUCUGGUCUUCAGAGCCUUAUUAACAUUGUUCAAAAGUAUGGACUAUCGAACUUUAUUAAACUGAAUACAGAAAAAACUGAAUUUCUAAUAUCUGGAAUAAGUUCGAUUUUAAUUAACGUUAUUUAUAUUAACGGUGAUCCUAUCAAGCCUCAAAACAAUCUAAAACAUCUUGGUCUUAUAAGAAAUGGACUUCGCUUUUGCCAGCCUGCUACCAUAGUUCAUUUAUUUAAUUCUUUAGCUGUUCCAACGUUGUUAUACGGAUUAGAACUGUGUGGAAGCAGCAAUAAGCUUCUAAAUAGCAUUGAUAUAGCUGGACGAUCUGUCUUAAAAUCCUUCUUUAAUAUUUCAAAGCAAAGUAGAAAUUAUCUACAUUCUUAUUUCAAAGUAGACGCUGUGUCAGACAUUCUUUUUCGCAACAAGUUAAAUCUAUUUAUCAGGCUUUUAAACAACCCCAUAUGUUACUCGAUUAUACGGACUCAGAUGCCUUUAAUGAAUCAACGAUCAUUACCUCAGGUGUUUAUAUCAGCUUUCUUACACAUUAUCAUUACCUCGGGUGAGGUAAUGAUAAUGUGUAAGAAAGCUGAUAUAAACAUGCUCCAAUUUAUGAUCGAGGGUAAGAAAAUUAUAAUUGCACGCCCUCAGGAAGCAUUGGAGGCCAAUGUUGCGGCGAUCUUAAAACAAUCGUUCCAACACUGGAAUUUAAAGGAACAAAGAGAAGUAUUUAGAACGCUGAUGGAGGAAAACAUUCCAAGAACGAUGCAAGAAAAUACUUAA
Molecule: messenger RNA, 2772 nt
Organism: Hydra vulgaris (swiftwater hydra)
Lineage: Eukaryota; Metazoa; Cnidaria; Hydrozoa; Anthoathecata; Hydridae
Source: RefSeq, a predicted model, not a curated record